AUGACAUGUCAUAAUAUGGAAUGCCGUCAUUUAAUCAUCCCUAAUGGCGGCGGCAGACACGCGAGCACGCAUGUCGUUCUCGCUUUGCACUCACCGCCCGACUAUUAUCCCGCCUUUUUGCUUUUCUGCCAGAGCGACUGCUAUUGUAGUCUGCUAUGUAUCUGGAGAAUGACAGAUCCAUCCUCGCCCAACCAAGGUCCAAUAUUGGUAGAGAGCCGUACGUACGUCACUGCACCAGGCACGAGAAGACGAAAAAGUGUGAGUGAGCUGCGGCUGGGGUUGCAGAGUCGAUCGCCGACGGGAACGCGUUCAUCGUCCAGGAGUGCUUCAACCAUCACUCGGCCUCUGCGUGUCCUUCCGAAACACUUUGUGCCUCUGUUCCUGACGCUUUCGUUUCAUUGCCUCCCUGCCCCCUCUCACAACCACGACUCUUGCUACACCUUCAGCGACAGCAUCCUGCUUGACGAGAAUAAUCUGAUAGUCAGCGAUCGCGGAAUACUUUUGGCACCGCGUCCCUGGCGGCGGGCAGUUUUGCGGCAAUCCGUGCUGCACAGGAAGACAUCCCACUACUAUCACGACAUGGACAUUUCCACUGGCUUGAGCAGAAAGUGCGACUGGCCGCCCGAAUCCAACUUCCGGCGCAUCUCGCAGGAACUGCUUGACAAAGCUGCUCCUCCUGCAAAGCUCUGCCUUCGUUCCAUUGUUCAGCCCGGAGCUCAGCUUUCUCUCCGCCGUCAGGAUCGCCCGCAGCCGCCUGAAUCAGCGUUCCUGUUUCUCGCACUGCUGUUUCUGCAACUUCUGCUGACCAAAAUUCUCCCAAACAGUUUCUGA
This is a messenger RNA of Pseudocercospora fijiensis CIRAD86, 831 nucleotides long. RefSeq lists its product as uncharacterized. NCBI's taxonomy places the organism in Eukaryota, Fungi, Ascomycota, Dothideomycetes, Mycosphaerellales, Mycosphaerellaceae. Bases 1 to 831 code for a protein of 276 amino acids. The transcript has 8 exons. The record is from RefSeq and is a predicted model, not a curated record.